Micromonas pusilla CCMP1545 is the source of this 2316-nucleotide messenger RNA. RefSeq lists its product as uncharacterized. The coding region runs from base 1 to 2316 and encodes 771 amino acids. The record is from RefSeq and is a predicted model, not a curated record. Lineage: Eukaryota; Viridiplantae; Chlorophyta; Mamiellophyceae; Mamiellales; Mamiellaceae. The transcript has a single exon.
AUGGCGUCCCUUCUCGCGGCGGCGUCCGCGAUGCGGGCCGACCCGCGAUGCGUCUCUCUCGCGUCGUCGCGUCGCCCGACCGCGGGGCUUCGCGCGACGACGACGCCGACGACGCGCCCCCACAGGGCGGGUGGGAAUUCCUCCUCCCGAUCCGCCCGGGCGUUAACAACGAUCUCCUUCGCGGCGGACGCCCGCCCGGCGCAGUGGCCCGGGCUCCCGAAGGAGCCGAAGAAGAAAUCCGGCGCCGGCGGCAGAGGCGGCGGCCGAGGCGGCGGCCGAGGCGGCGGCAGAGGCGGCGGCAGAGGCGGCGGCAGAGGCGGCCGAAGAAAGACCGCGUCGUCCGAGCGACGCGAGAAGCGCGACGACGCGGCGCGGGAUCCCUCCGACGGCACGACCGCGUGGCGUCUGUUCGACGUGAAACUCUCCGUGGAAGACGACCCGGGGAAGGACUCCAACGACGUCACGGACGCGCUGCGACGCGCGGUCGCCGUCGAGCUCGGCCUCCCCGCGGACGCGCGGCGAGAGGACGGAUCGCCGUUGCUGAGAGACGGCGAGACCUACGGCGUGCGCGUCGUGCGCAAGUCGUGCGACGCGAGGAAAAUCCCGCCCGUGUUCAACUACGUCGUGGACGUGGACGACUCCGCGAUCAACUCCGCGACGGUCGCGAUGGGCUCGAUCAAGCCGCUGAAGGUCAAGACGCGCGCGAAGGUGUGCGAGCGCGCGCCCGCGGAGGAGACUCCUUCGUCGCCGUUUGGUCUCAGAACUUCCGCCGCGGAGGGCGUCUUGUACGCCGUCGCCGCGCCGCCGAAAUCGCUCGGCGCCGUCGGCGCGCCCCCCGUCGUCGUCGUCGGCCUCGGGCCCGCGGGUCUGUUCGCCGCGCUCGCGCUCGCGGAGACGGGCGCGAACGUCGUCGUGUUGGAGAGAGGGCAGCCGGUGGAGAGACGCGGACGAGACAUCGGCGCGUUGUUCGCGCGGCGGAGGUUAAACGAGGACAGCAACCUGUGCUACGGCGAAGGCGGCGCGGGGACGUGGAGCGACGGGAAGCUCACGACGCGGAUCGGGAGGAACAGCGAGGACGUGCGCGCGGUGUUGCGCGCGCUCGUGGAGUUUGGCGCGCCGGAGGGGAUACUCGUGACGGGAAAGCCGCACCUCGGGACGGAUCGGCUCGUGAAAAUUUUACGAAACGCGAGGGCGUAUCUCGCGUCCAGGGGCGUCGAGAUUCGCUUCGGGGUGACCGUGGACGAGAUCGCGUUCGAGGACGUCGACGCGGCGAUCGCCGCGGGGUCGCUCGCGCGGACGAGGCGCGCGGUCGGCGUCCGUGCGAGGGUGAACGACGGAGGAGGAGGAGGAGAGGGAGAGGAGGACGCGAACGCCGUCUACGUCGCCGCGUCCGCCGUCGUCCUCGCGUCCGGGCACUCCGCGCGCGGUCUGUUCGAGUCCAUGCACCGCGACGGCGUGUCGCUCGCGUACCAGCCGUUCGCGGCCGGGUUUCGCAUCGAGCACCCGCAGGCGCUCAUGGACGAGUUGCAGUACGGCGCGGAGUUGGCGGCGCUCGCGAGCCGAGGGAAGGGGCCGCUGCCGGUGGCGGAUUACCGCCUCGCGCAUCAGUGCGUCGGUCCCGGCGCGGGCGCGCGCGACGGCGGGCGAGGGUCGCCCGCGCGCGCGUGUUACUCUUUCUGCAUGUGCCCCGGCGGGCAGAUCGUCCCGACGUCCACCGAUCCGAACGAGCUCUGCGUGAACGGGAUGAGUUUUAGCGCGCGCGGCGGCAAGUGGGCGAACAGCGGUCUGGUCAGCACGAUAACGGAAGAAGACGCGUUGCCGUUUUGUGAAUCCCCCGGACGGGAGGCGUUAUCUGGGCUGGAUUUCCAGAGGCACAUCGAGAGGAAAGCCGCGGAGAUGGGCGGCGGCGACCUCGUCGUCCCAGUGCAGACUGCGGCGGAUUUCAUCGCGGGGAGAGACUCCGCCGUCGAGUCUCUGCCUCCGUCGUCGUACCGACUGGGCGUGAAACCCGCGCGUUUGGACCUUCUCUACCCGCCCGCGGUGACCGAGACCGUGCGCGAGGCCCUCCUCGCGUUCGACGAGAAGAUGCCCGGAUACGCUGGCGCGCGAGCGUUGCUUCACGCGCCGGAGGCGCGGACGAGUUCUCCCGUCCGAAUCGUGCGGAGUAAGGUGGACAUGCAGAGCGAGAGCGCGAGGGGGUUGUUCCCCGUGGGCGAGGGCGCGGGGUACGCGGGCGGAAUCGUCAGCGCGGCGGUCGACGGGCUCCACGCCGGCGUCGCGGUCGCGGCGUUCGUCGAGGCGUCGACCGGGAGGUAG